UAUGAAGUUGAUGUUCUUGACUCUCUCGACAAACGUGCCCAGGUCAAAGAAGUCAAUGGUGAUGUUGCGACUGUCUUCUCGGUUGUCUAUGUGACAGCAUCCGCUACUUUCUCCGGACCUACAGCUGGCUUCGUUACCCUCGGAGCCAACNNCCUACCACCUCCGCAAAGGCAGCCAAGUCUACUGCCGCAAAGGACACCGACGACGAUGAUGAUCACACAACCACAGCGAAUGUCAAGCAAUCGUCACCAGCAGUCAGAUCCAGCACCACAUCCACAUCGUCCGCAAAAGUCACGAGUACCUUGUCGCCUACUGCAAAGUCGACUGCCAACGCUCUGUCUUCUUCCCUCUUCAUCGUCAUCAACACUCGUCUCAUCCUCAUUGGCCGUCAUCACCUCAUCUGCUGCUGCAUCAUCUACAAUCGCCUCUUCAUCAAUCUCAUCUGCCGCAGAGGCUCAAGCCACAUCUUCGAGCUCAGCUUCGGCAACACCGGUCGAAGAUGCAGCCUCUAGUGGUCUAAGUUCAGGCGCAAAGGCCGGUGUCGCCCUUGUGGUUAUCUUUGCUAUCGGUGCCCUGGCUGGUCUUGCCUACUUCCUCAUUCGCAAGAAGAAGGCUCAACAGAAACAGGCCAUCGGUAUGGAGAGACUCGAUGAUGAAAAGAAGGGCUUCAUCGGCCAAAGUUCAAGCACUGCGGCCAUCCCUCAACCUCCUGCUCAGACACGAAGCACUGGUCCGGCACCCCGCCUUAGUUAUCGCCCUACAUCUCAAUGGUCGCCCAGCGUUCUUGGAGAUGCUGAGAAGGCUGCAGCCGGCGCAGCUGCUGGCGUCAUGGCCAGAAACAGCGAUCCAGCCAACCCCUUCGGUAUUCACGCCCAAACUGUCGAGUCUCAGUCAAGAGAUGUCAUCUCGCCUAUCCCUGAAGAACGCUCUCUCAGCCCACCUGUCGAGCUUCAAGGAAGUCCCGUGCCUAGUCCCACUGCAGCCAACUUCAACAUCAGCUCUCCCGCAACUCCUGGUACCGCUGAGGUUGGUAUGGCUUCUGCUGUGCCUGUAUCCGCUCUCGCAGGUGCCGCUCCUGGCGCUGUUAUCGCCGAUCCUCCCGGUAGCACAGUUCACCGCGUUCAGCUUGAGUUCAAGCCAUCCAUGGAUGAUGAGCUCGAGUUGAAGGUUGGCCAAAUCGUGAGAGUCCUACACGAGUACGAUGAUGGUUGGGCUCUCUGUAUUCGUAUGGAUCGCUCUCAGCAAGGUGUCGCUCCUAGAACCUGUCUGUCAAAGGCUCCUUUAAAGCCGAGACCUAUGGGCCCUCCUCCAAGUGCAAAGAAUGGCCCUCGUGGCCCUGGCUCUAUGGGUCCUCCUCCCAGACCCAUCGCUGGUGCUAAAGUUCGCCAAAACUCUUCCUCGUCUCAAGGUUCUGCUGCAUCUCAACCACGUCGUCCUUCAAUGGCUCCUUCGAAACCAUCAUCUCCUACGCUAGCCGAGCAGGAAAAAUUACGACAAAGAAGCGUUUCUGCUGCUGCAUCGCCAACCAAGGCACCCAAACAGUCACAGCAGUCUGGAGACUUGGCCGCCGAUGCUCACAGUCGUAGUGCUUCAAUGGGUACUGCGUCGAGUGCCAGCAAGUCCACCAACGUUUCUGGUCCAUCCACGCCUCUCGGUGUGCCGACUAGGAAGCCGGUUCCUGGCCAGGCUCUC
This is a messenger RNA of Aureobasidium musti, 1692 nucleotides long. Lineage: Eukaryota; Fungi; Ascomycota; Dothideomycetes; Dothideales; Saccotheciaceae. The record is from the annotation of a GenBank genome assembly.